AUGGACAAGAAAGCGGUAAUAUAUGCAAAAGCGCGAGCCAAGGCAUAUCUGGAGAAAAACAUUCUCCAUAAAGCUAUGAGAAUCUACAAACUCAUAUAACUCAUGCACCUUAAUAGAUCUCUAUACCCCAGCAGAAUACCGACCAGAAAAAAAUAUGGUACAGGGCACCAGCUUUAUACAGUAUAAGUCUGAUUGGGUACCUUAAAACCAUUAACGGAGACUUGCCAUUUUCGUUUUUUUACUUUUCAAAAAAAACUGAAAGUACAAAUUAAUUUUGGAAAUUAAAAUGGAUGGCCAAUAAUGAUCUAAAUAAAUUUCAGGGGCUAUACUAAAAAAAGUUCCUGAUGAUUAUGACUCCAACAAUAACUUACUCCCUCCGUGAGUGAACAAAAAAUUUUGUUCACUCACAGAGUUUUUUUUUUUAAAUUUUAAAAAAAUCCUAUUUGCAAAAAUUGAAAAACAAAUAUUAAUCUAAUUUAUAAAAUUUAUGUUUUAAAACGCAACUUGUUUAAAAUUAAACAGAAUUAGCUCGAGAUUUCAUUAUGCUAAUUAUCACUUAUAUAUCAAAUUUUUUCCAUUCAAAAUUUUUUUUUUCACUCAAAGAGGGUGAGUUUUUGGUAAAAAAAUAGCGAUUUUUUAAUGGUUUUGUCACUUACGGAGGAAGGGAGUUAGGAAUAAUCUAUGCUGAAACAUUUAUGCCUGUGGAUGCAUUUAGGCAUUUUUUUAGAGCUAUCGCAGCCCAAAAGGUUAAAGGCGAAGCUUGAAUAAACAUGGGAGUCGUUUUCGAGAGAUUCGGAAAAUUAAAUGAAGCAAAAAUUGCCUAUGAAACCGCAUUUUUAUUGAAAGGCACUGAAGAAGCAGCUAAAGAUAAAAUUGAAAAAAUAGGCACUGUGAAAAAAAGUUUAAUUUCUUUUGUCCAGUCAGCAUCAGACCUAGUACUUUAA
Messenger RNA from Blepharisma stoltei, 944 nucleotides. Lineage: Eukaryota; Ciliophora; Heterotrichea; Heterotrichida; Blepharismidae. The record is from the annotation of a GenBank genome assembly.